GUCAGCUCUAGUUGCCCAGCCACAGAGAAAGAAAGAGGAGGCGCACAAUUUGCCAUUGAUAGAAUAGUUCAGCAAUCUUAAUAUUUUUUUUAACGAUUAUUAUAGUUUAAAUUGACAUAUCCACUACGCACCUGGGCUAGUCUACAGGCACAGUUUACCCCCGCUCUGGCACACUUGCAACCCGAAAUGAGCGGCAGCGGGCGGCCCAGGACUAGCUCGUUUGCUGAGCCUCCAGGGGUCCCGGGAGCCGCUGCAGCCGCCGCCGGAUCAGCCGUCGCUGGCGGAAGCUCUUCAGGAAAGACGGGGGGCGCGCAGGCCGCAGGCGGGAGUUCGUCUGGUUUCGGAAACCUAAAGCUGGGCAGGGAUAGUGGGAAAGUAACAACGGUAGUAGCCACACCAGGGCAGGGUCCGGACCGUCCUCAGGAGGUCUCGUACACAGACAUCAAGGUGAUCGGGAAUGGCUCAUUUGGAGUGGUGUACCAGGCUCGACUCAUCGACAGCCAGGAGAUGGUGGCCAUAAAGAAGGUGCUUCAGGAUAAGAGGUUUAAGAACCGUGAGCUACAGAUAAUGAGGAAGUUGGACCACUGUAAUAUUGUCAGGCUACGCUACUUCUUCUACUCCAGUGGAGAAAAGAAAGAUGAAGUGUAUCUAAAUCUGGUGCUUGAUUUUGUACCAGAAACCGUGUACAGGGUGGCACGCCACUUCAACAAGUCCAAGACCACCAUCCCCAUUAUCUAUGUCAAAGUGUAUAUGUAUCAGUUAUUUCGCAGUCUGGCAUAUAUUCAUUCCCAAGGCGUCUGCCAUAGAGACAUAAAGCCACAGAAUCUCCUGGUGGACCCAGACACAGCUAUACUCAAACUGUGUGACUUUGGCAGUGCAAAACAGUUAAUUCGGGGGGAGCCCAAUGUGUCAUACAUCUGUUCGCGGUAUUACCGCGCUCCUGAGCUAAUAUUUGGAGCCACGGAUUACACAUCCAACAUUGAUAUCUGGUCAGCUGGCUGUGUAUUAGCAGAGCUGCUUCUGGGACAGCCCAUAUUCCCCGGUGACAGUGGAGUGGACCAGCUAGUGGAGAUCAUCAAGGUUUUGGGGACCCCGACGAGAGAACAGAUCCGAGAGAUGAACCCCAACUACACAGAGUUUAAAUUCCCACAGAUCAAAGCACACCCUUGGACGAAGGUGUUUAAGCCGAGGACCCCUCCUGAAGCCAUCUCGUUGUGUUCUCGUCUGUUGGAGUACACACCAGUGACGCGGCUCUCUCCGCUGGAGGCCUGUGCACACGCCUUCUUUGACGAGCUGCGUCAGCCGAAUGCCCGUCUGCCUAAUGGCCGAGAACUUCCCCAACUCUUCAACUUCAGCCCUGUGGAGCUGUCUAUCCAACCACAGUUGAACUCCAUUCUCAUUCCUCCCCAUGCUCGCUCGCAGACGACACCUGCCUCACACGAGGGCAGCGGUUCAGACGGUCCAGCCCAGUCUAGCUCAGCACCGGGACCCCUGAGCAACAACACCUAAUUGUUCCCUUGGCAUUUCUGCGACGUUAUCACCCCUCUCUCCUCAUCCCUUCUUUCUCAUUCCUCUCUCCUUCCCAAAAGCAGCUCCAAACAGUCUCUCUCUCUCACAAACACACAAGCACGCACACUCGUCACCUCGUGUUAUGUGUCGUCAUGAUGAAAGAAGUGUUUGAUGCCCAGAUUAAUGACGUCAAUCAUCACAGGAUUUAAAUUUAGCAUGAUGAUUGUCAUGUUUCGGUUUAAAGACUGGGAAGGCCCGCUUAGGGCACAUGUGCCCCCUAGUGGCAUGAAGAGCACCGCACAGUUUCUGCUCUCUGCCUCUGGUACCUUCCAUUUGACUUUUAAACAAUAUGUCGAGCUCAUUUAAAUAUAAUUUUGCUCUUAAAGUGAUACGUUUUAGCUUUCUUUAGGAUGGGUUUUAUGAAGCGGUGAGCGUGAGUUGUCAGUGUCUGUGUGUCAGGAUGUGCUGUUUCUCUUCGCAGAGAUGAAAAUGGGUGUCUUUAUGUGCGAAUGUCAAUUUUAAGUAAUCAUUGCACACUUUUUGUUUUAAUUUCUUUUAAGGAGAGUAUUUGGAGAAGUUGAGGCAAGGUUUAUCUGGGGUUUUUUUUGUCAGUUUCAUUGUAAAACGUGCUCACUUUUGUUUUUUGUGCAUGCGCGCACACACACACAUAGCUGGUAGGUCAGUCCCAUCACUAGCUGUGUUAGCUUUUCUGUUGUACAAGAGUCUAUGCCACGUGUGUGUUUAUAUACAUCGGCAUGCCUGUUAAAUGUGGAUUUAGCUGAUGUUCAUCUAAAAGACACGUUGAUACAUGAGCCCACACACACCAUGAACACUUAGCAAAUGAGACUGGAGCUGUUUGUCUUUCCCUUCUUCCAUCCUUCCUAUCUUCUCCUCCUCUCAUUGCUAAUAUGUAAAUGCCAUGUACCUUUUAUUUUGUUAUUUUUGUUAUUGUUAUUCUGUUGUCCUUGUAAUUAGAUUUUUCUUCUAGUGGAGCAAUGCUGGAAUGAGCAGAAACCAGCCUUUCUUGGUCUCUCUUUCUCUCUCUCUCUGUCUCUCGGCCGCCCUCCCUCCCUCUUUCCUCCUAUCCCUUCAUCAUACAACUGUAUAUAACA
This is a messenger RNA of Sinocyclocheilus grahami, 2621 nucleotides long. It is a transcript of the gene gsk3ab, whose product is annotated as glycogen synthase kinase 3 alpha b. The coding region runs from base 187 to 1509 and encodes 440 amino acids. Gene Ontology annotation, molecular function: protein serine/threonine kinase activity; ATP binding. NCBI's taxonomy places the organism in Eukaryota, Metazoa, Chordata, Actinopteri, Cypriniformes, Cyprinidae. Gene Ontology annotation, biological process: negative regulation of TOR signaling; regulation of neuron projection development; positive regulation of proteasomal ubiquitin-dependent protein catabolic process. The record is from RefSeq and is a predicted model, not a curated record. Gene Ontology annotation, cellular component: cytosol; cytoplasm; nucleus. The transcript is spliced from 10 exons.